This is a messenger RNA of Odocoileus virginianus texanus, 1464 nucleotides long. The record is from RefSeq and is a predicted model, not a curated record. Lineage: Eukaryota; Metazoa; Chordata; Mammalia; Artiodactyla; Cervidae.
AUGCUAGUGGAACAAGCAGAGCUUAGGAAGCUGACCCUAAGCCAGCAGUCAGGAAAACCGGCGAAUAACCUGGCUUAUACCACAGAAACUCAAAAAGGCUCAAGAUUUGUGAUCAUAUGUAUCUCCAAAAAUGAAGGUGAAGGCUACACCCAUCAGGCCCUGAACUCCACCCCCAGCAUUGCCAUGACCUCUACCAUCUUCCCAGCGACUUCUAUGGCCCCAGUCUCGGUCUCUACAGUAGCCAGCCCUGCCCUGGUGCCAUUCACCCUCAACUUCACCAUCAAUAACUUGCACUAUGUGGAGGACAUGCGUCGCCCUGGUUCCUGGAAGUUCAACCACACAGAGAGAGUCCUGCAGGAUCUGCUCAGACUCUUGUUCAAUAACACCCGGUUGGGCCACAUAUACUCAGGCUGCAGACUGACAUCGCUCAGGCCUGAAAAGAAUGGAGCGGCCACUGGAGUGGAUGCUGUCUGCACGCACCGCCCUGAUCCAGUGGGCCCUGGGCUGGACAGAGAGCAGCUGUAUUGGGAGCUGAGUCAGCUGACACAUGGUGUCACCCGGCUGGGCCCCUACACCCUGGACCAGGACAGUCUCUACGUCAAUGGUUACUCCCAUUGGACCUCAGCCACCUCUGCCACCACCACUGACCUUCACCUGGUGUCCUUCACCUUGAACUUCACCAUCACCAACAUGCAGUACACGGAGGACAUGGGUCACCCAUCUUCUCUGAAGUUCAGCGCCACCGAAAGCAUCUUACAGCAUCAACUCAGGGUCUUGUUCAGUAAGACCAGUGUCGGCCCCCUCUAUGCUGGCUGCAGCCUGGAGUUGCUCAGGCCUGAAAAGAGGGGAGCAGCCACUGGAGUAAAUAUAGUCUGCAGACUCCACUCUGACCCCGCAAGACCCGCACUGAACACACAGCAGCUGUACUGGGAGCUGAGCCGUGGGACAGACGGCAUCACCCAGCUGGGCUCCUUCAGUUUGGACAGAAAUAGCCUCUACGUGAAUGGUUACACCUAUGCAGCGCUGGCCCCCCCUACCACCACUGGGGAGGUCAGUGAGGAGCCCUUCACGCUGAACUUCACCAUCGACAACCUGCGCUACUCGGCAGACAUGGGUCGCCCAGGAUCCCACAAGUUCAACAUCACAGACACCCUCAUGCAGCACCUGCUCAGCCCGUUGUUCCAGAGGAGCAGCCUGGGUGCCCAGUAUGCCGGCUGCAGGGUCAUCUCCCUAAGGUCUGUGAAGAAUGGUGCCAAGACACGUGUGAACAUCCUCUGCACCUACCGGCAGUCCCCCAGCGGCCCCAGCCUGCUGGCCAAGCAGGUGUUCCAUGAGCUGAGCAGACAGACCCACGGCAUCACCCGGCUGGGUCCCUAUUCUCUGGACAAGGACAGUCUCUACCUCAAUGGUGAGUGGUUCUCAGCCCACCUCACUGGGUCCACACCCUAACGCCAGAAGAGUCUC